AGAGAAGUGUUCCAAGGGCGCGGACUCGGAAGUUGGAAGAUCUUCUGGAAGUCGCUCACCCUUUUUGUACCAAGUCCCAGAGUCUUUUGAUCAUUAAAGUGCGGAAGCAGCAAAGAAUCUACAGUAGGAGGUGGUAAAUCGCUAUCGCCCCUGCUCGGUUUGUGCUGAUCCUGCCUGAUCAGGGGCUGCCUGAUGUCCUCAGGCAUCAGGACUCUCAGGAAAGUGGAUUAACGCUAAGUGUUACUGUUGUGGGUGCGUUCCUUUCUCACCUGGUCUCACGUGCUAGCUAGCAAACAUUCAGGAGAGCAUUCCCGUCUGCCAGGUUACCAGGUAUUUGGCUUCCUCCUCUCCUGAUUUCUCCCUUCUUUACCUGCCUGGCUGUUAGGGAUCCACACCUACUGCAAGAACCCGUAUCUAGAAGAGGGAUGGAAAUCAGCUGUAUCAGCCUUUUUAGGAAUGUGAGUUUGGCAGGUGGAUAUAAUUAUUCUCAUAAAGUUUUGUGUUUAGUCACCUUUGCAUUCAAAAGGUGUGGCAUGUCUGCCAACAUAACGAAACUGCAAAUCUGAGCAGUUGUCACUGAAACAAAAGCUCUGGAAAGAGAAGAGAAUUGUUUUCCUUAAAAUAGAAGAUUAUGCAGAAGCACUUCAGUGUGAUGAAGAUGCCCCCUGCAUUUUUGUUGUUAUUAAAGGAAACCCACACCCACUAUUGAAAAAAAAAAAAAAAAAAAAAGGAAGCACUCUCUGCAUCUAUCUUAAUUAUUAGGUAUUACGAGCCCCGAGUGUAUGCCUUGCAAGCACACACAGAAAGAGAGAUCAAAGCUGCAGCGUAGAGCUCAGCCUGUGAAGACCGUGCCGAAACCCGGAGCUCCGGUACUCGCUUACGGAGGGCGUCAGGCAGACUGGCCCAACGCAGUGCACGGCGUAAACAGGGAGGCCGGAGCCGGGGCACGUCAAGAGGCUGCAGAGAGGGAAAGCAGCGUCUUCAGAGCCAGGUGGCUGGUUCGUAGCGGAUCCUGACUAGCGCCCCGGCUUCUCGAGCCCUGCUGCGUGGCCGCUGCGUCUCCUCGGUGAUGCCUGGAGGAGGUAUCCUGAGGGGAGCAGCAGAACGAGCCCCCCUGGGGCACAGCUGAGACUCGGAGAGCAAGAGGCCCUGGGCUGGGCUGGACCUGAGAGGCAGUUACGGACAAAUUCACAGAGAGCAUGUACGUCCUGGCCAACGAGCCGUCCGUGGCGCUGUACCGGCUGCAGGAGCAUGUGAGGAGAUCCCUUCCAGAGCUCGCGCAGCACAAGUCUGACAUGCAGAGCUGGGAGGAGCAGAGCCAAGGAGCGAUCUACACCGUGGAGUACGCCUGCAGUGCCAUAAAGAACAUGACCGACAGCAGCUUGUAUUUCAAGAGCAUUGACAGUCUGCUCAAACACGCCAUAGCCAUGAAGGAUCAGCUGAACUCUGCUCAGGGCCGCAGCACUGUUGCCCAACAAGGCAAGAAUCCUCCAGCCAGUUCCUGAUUUCGGACAACACUGGCCAUCCUCUGCCUUGUCCUCAGCCCAGCUCCAUGUACUCUAACCGCCUGGAGGAGGGAGAAACCUGCUCAAUCUGUGAAACUGCACAGAUGCCUCUGCCUGCCUCUCCGUUUCAAAUAUCACGGUGCAGUACCUGAGCAGGCAAAUCCUGCUGAUGGGGUCAGGCCUGCCUUCGGAGAUGUUUUAGGGAGCAGUUGUGUUUUUCUCUAGAGCGCUUUGCAAAAGGGAGAUGAGAUUGUUCUGCGUUUGUCCUGUCCUGUCUUUUGUUUUUUGUUUUUUUUCUGAUGGCAGACUGCUAUGAGGCAUUUUUAUGUCUACCUCUUGGUUACAGAAACCAAAUCUCAAAAAAACUAGGUCUUGCUUUCAGUAUGUUGUUGAGGACCAUGUAAAAAGAUGUGAAGUAGGCACACUUCAGCCUUGUUCAAGAGGCAUUCUGCAAGAAGAGCUUUUCAUGAGUUUGCCAGAAAGUUGCUGAGUUUGGUUUUAGUGAGAACAAUAAAAAGAAAAAACAAGAAAGUACUGUCUAAAGCUUUCCCCUCUUGCUCACUUAGGCUGGGGGGGAGGGUCUUGGAGCCUUCUGCCUCUGUGUGUUUCAAAGGGCUGGGAGCAAAACAGAGAUAGGCAGAUUUAGAACUUCUCAAAAGAAAAAUAAACUGUCCUGCUCUUCAAAAAUAGUAAUAAAAAAGGCAUUCUUCA
Messenger RNA from Rhea pennata, 2216 nucleotides. It is a transcript of the gene BORCS8, whose product is annotated as BLOC-1 related complex subunit 8. The transcript has 5 exons. Gene Ontology annotation, cellular component: BORC complex. The coding region runs from base 1200 to 1505 and encodes 101 amino acids. The record is from RefSeq and is a predicted model, not a curated record. NCBI's taxonomy places the organism in Eukaryota, Metazoa, Chordata, Aves, Rheiformes, Rheidae.